AUGGCAAUGUCGCCCGAGGAAAAGUCGAAACUUCGUGGACAAGUUCUCGAUAUGUUUAAGCAUGGCUUUGGAUCUUACAUGAAAUAUGCUUUUCCAGCUGAUGAGUUAAUGCCAUUGAGUUGUAAAGGUCGAUAUCGUGGUUCUGAACCAUCUCGAGGUGAUAUCGAUGAUGCUCUUGGAAAUUUCUCCUUAACACUUGUUGAUAGCUUGGACACAUUAGCGGUGCUGGGUAUGUUUGAUGAAUUCGAACAUGCUGUUCGUCAAGUCAUUCAACACGUCUCUUUUGAUCGUGAUGUUAUCGUGUCUGUUUUCGAAACAAAUAUUCGUAUGAUUGGUGGUCUUCUCGGUGGUCACAUCUCAGCUAAAUAUAUCAAUUCACAUCAUCCAUUGCGCUUAUCAUGGUAUCGUGAUGAACUAUUGGUUUUAGCACAUGACUUAGGCCUUCGACUGCUGCCAGCAUUUAAUACAUCAAGUGGUUUGCCUUUACCACGUGUGAAUCUUCGUCAUGGAAUCGAUUUGACAUUGUCAAAAAGUGAUCGCGAACGUUUCACCUGUACAGCAUGUGCUGGAACAUUGAUAUUAGAAUGGGCUACUCUCUCACGACUGACGGGCAACUAUCUGUUCGAACAGUAUGCUGACCGUGCGAUGUCCUAUCUGUGGGAGCGUCGUCAUCGACAAUCAAAUCUAAUGGGUACUAUACUGAAUGUUCAUUCGGGUGAUUGGAUUGUUCGAGAAGCAGGCAUUGGUGCUGGUAUUGAUUCAUAUUAUGAAUACUUAUUUAAAGCUUAUGUUCUCUUGGGAGAAAAGAAUACGGAUUAUUUAGCUCGUUUUCAAGAACACUAUUCCUCGAUAAUGUCCUACGUUCAACAAGGUGUUGCUAUGGUUAAUGUUCACAUGCAUCAACCGUAUCGAUUAGCGAAAAAUCAUAUGGAUGCUUUGUUAGCGUUUUGGCCUGGCUUACAAGUCAUGACAGGCGACUUAAAACCGGCGAUUGAAUUGCACGAAAUGUUGUAUCAAGUUGUGAAGAAGCAUAAAUUUUUACCUGAAGCAUUUACAACUGACUAUAGAAUACAUUGGAAUUCCCAUCCGUUGCGACCUGAAUUUGUCGAGUCCACUUAUUUUAUCUAUAAAGCCACUGGUGAUCCUCAUUAUCUCGAAGUCGGACGUACAAUAUUGAACAAUUUAGAAGAACACGCUCGUGUUCCAUGUGGUUAUGCGGCUAUAUCCGAUGUAUCAACUGGUCAACAAGAAGACCGAAUGGAUUCAUUUGUCUUAGCAGAAACAUUCAAAUAUCUUUAUCUGCUAUUCGAUACAAGUCCACAUCGUUAUAUCGAUGUGGAUCAAUUCGUGUUUACCACCGAAGCUCAUAUCCUUCCGUUAGAUUUAUUCGCGUUUCAUGUUAACGAAACAUUACAGAAAGAAUUCGAUCGACAGACUUUAUUAUCUGCACGUCUGUAUGAACAAAAGAAUCUUUCGUUAACUGAACGAUUCAAUGAAAAACGAGCGAAGUAUAAUCAAUGUCCUGCGAUGGACGAUCAAUUUCAAUCGCACCAGUACAAGGAGAAAUUGAGAAGAAAUAUUCGUGGCGAUCAGGAUAUGACGGAAACAGUAACAACGAUUUCGGCGAUUGAACCAGAAAAACGAUCGAAAAAUGAAUCUCACAAUCGCUUGACAGCUUUGGAAUUUUCUGCUGUUAACCCUGAUCAUAUCACUCAAUUAUCGAAUAUGGGUAUACAAAUUCAAACAAUGACGGAUGGCCGUGUUCAAUUGAUCCACAAUUCAGCCACUGCCGCGUCACAUGAAGAUGCAGAAGAUGGUCUUUUGUUCAUUCAAGAAAUGAUAGACAUGAUGAAGAAUAUCAAUGGAUUAAACCCGACAUCAUCUGAGUCUAAUUAUCAUGUUCCAUUAUCGAUUAUUCCCUUGAUAGAUAACCCCGAAGGAAAACGGCAUAGUUUCGCCGUUGGAUCUGCUCAAUUUGGAAAACAAUUGCACGGCAAAUCAGGAAUAUUCGCUCAACUAUAUGUUGCUCAACCUUUCUCUGCUUGUUCGCAGCUGUUCUCUUCCCAUUUUCUUCACUCACGUAUUGGUAUUGUUCGACGUGGCGAUUGCAUGUUCAUUGAGAAAGCCCGUCGAUUGGAAAAUGUUCAUGCUAUUGGAGGAAUCGUCAUUGAUCAUAAUACUUCGUUGAAAUCGUCCACAAAUGGCAUAUUCUCCAUGACUGGUGAUGGAAAUAAUGAUGUUCAUAUUCCCGUUGUGUUAAUGUUCAAGGAAGAAGCAUUUCAUUUGUUACAUUUGCUAACAAAAUACCCGAAUUUGAUCGUUUAUGUUGGAGACGAACGUUGCUUGAAAGAAAGUUUCUAUGAACAACUCGAACUUCUGGAAAGCCUCGUUGAACCGUGGAAUCAAAUAACAAAUCGCUGGAUUUAUGGACAAAUGUCAUUGUUCAAAAAGAGAUCUACCUGCCCGAUGGUGCCAGAGAAGCUAAAAGAAUUCGAGCAGAAAAUUCAAUCACAACUAGAAACAAUAGACACGCCGCCUGUCGUUCAAUUUGAACAUUUUACUGAUACUAACGAUAACAAAUCUGUUGACGAAAUCACGUCACAAUUAUUCGCCAGUCUCAAUCUGACAACUGCAAAUCUCGGUGGUCAAUUAUAUAACAUUGAAGCGUAUCGUUCAGCAUUGAAUAAAGUAGUUCGUGCUGCCAUAGUUUCUGCGAAUCAAUCUCUCGCAGCAAAUAAUACCGCUACGCAGAACCAAGAACAAGAAGUGGAAAUUCCUGUAAUCAUCGAGCAAGAACCAUUGACGACAACAGCGGACACUAGGGAAUAUACAGAGAAAAGAUCCGAGUCCGAAGAGAAAAGCUGA
Messenger RNA from Adineta ricciae, 2865 nucleotides. The record is from the annotation of a GenBank genome assembly. Lineage: Eukaryota; Metazoa; Rotifera; Eurotatoria; Adinetida; Adinetidae.